Doryrhamphus excisus (bluestripe pipefish) is the source of this 2874-nucleotide messenger RNA. It is a transcript of the gene gxylt1b, whose product is annotated as glucoside xylosyltransferase 1b. Gene Ontology annotation, biological process: protein O-linked glycosylation via N-acetylgalactosamine. NCBI's taxonomy places the organism in Eukaryota, Metazoa, Chordata, Actinopteri, Syngnathiformes, Syngnathidae. The record is from RefSeq and is a predicted model, not a curated record. Gene Ontology annotation, molecular function: UDP-xylosyltransferase activity.
AUUUAUAAUCAGUAGUUGCUACACAGAGCAAGAAAAUUGACACUGGCCCGAACACAAAUAUGCUGUAGAAAAUCAAUUUUUCCACCCUCAAAUGUCUAUUACAUAUGCACUUUCUUCGACUAAAAGUAUAGUACAUGUAUGACUGUAACCUGUUUAAUGGAGUUACCACACAGACCAUAAUAAACACAGCCACAGAUUAUGGAUAUGCAAUUGGACAAAGCAGCUAUCUCAAUAAAAAGGACACCCAAAGCAAUGAAUGCUUCUUUUCAGAGGUGAAACCAAUUCAAAGUUGUAAAUGGGGGGGUCAGGUCAGCCUACCCUUCCCCCAUUGAGGGUCCCGACCUCCUGUGGGCUUGAUAGGAGGAGCUGUUGUGUCAAAAGUAGAUGGCGAACACACAGCAGUGGCCUUACCCACGAAAAUAAAAGUACACAACAUGCAUGUAUCACUUUUUCUACACUUUAUAGUAGUAUCUGGUGCACAGCUUAAAUCUAUUUCUUAAAUCUACUGUAGAGCUCUCCGUGUAUAACUGGAGGCAAAUAUUUAUUUGCUGGUAACUUUUAUUCUCUUAACUUCAACCGGAAAUGCUUCGGCAUGGACUGCUAGCUUCUCGGUAUUAAUGCAGGCUUGUGUGUCAUGACUUCAGCCCCGAGUUCAGUCUUUAAACCUAAUAAUGCGGCGUUACAUUCGUGCACUGUUCAUGUGCACGGUGUUUGCCGUGUUUUCUGGAUUGUACAUCUAUAGUAAGCUGUUUGAAGCGGACUUGUCGGAGGAAAACGAUACGAAGAGGAUUUACGUCCCCCCAAGAGUCCCAGGACCCAGACAGGGGGACAAAGCGGGGCAACAAAGCUCACACCGACGCAACAGGAAUAUCAUGCGUCAGCCGGGGCAGCUGGAAACAGUCACCCAGAGCAGACCGCAUCCCCUCAUGCACUUGGCUGUGGUGGCCUGCGGCGAGCGCCUGGAGGAGACGCUCAAUAUGUUAAAGUCGGCCGUGCUUUUUAGCGUCAAGCACCUCCAGCUGCACAUUUUUGCAGAGGAUCAGCUGCAUGUGGGCUUCGUGGAAGCUCUCGAAUCCUGGCCGGGUUUUAUCCGCUCCAGGUUCAACUAUACGGUCUACCCCAUCAGCUUCCCCAGUGAGAAUGCAGCAGAGUGGAAAAAACUCUUCAAACCUUGUGCUUCACAAAGACUCUUUCUACCUCUCAUCUUAAAGGAUGUUGACUCUCUUGUCUAUGUGGACUCGGACAUCCUCUUCCUGCAGCCGGUGGACCGCUUGUGGGCGUACCUGUCCCACUUCAAUGCGUUACAGUUGGCCGCCGUGGCCCCAGAGCACGAGGAGCCUCGCAUUGCUUGGUACAACCGCUUCGCCCGGCACCCCUAUUACGGAAAAACGGGCAUAAACUCGGGGGUGAUGCUGAUGAACCUCACAAGGAUGAGGAAUUCGUUUUUUAAGAAUGAUAUGACACCAGUGGGUCUCCGAUGGGAGGAGUUGCUGAUGCCGCUACUUCAAAAAUACAAACUAAACAUAACAUGGGGAGACCAGGAUCUGCUUAACAUCAUUUUCCACUACAAUCCUGAGUUCCUGCUGGAGUUUCCAUGCCAGUGGAAUUACAGACCGGACCACUGCAUCUACGGCAGCAACUGCGCCUCCGCUGAGAACGACGGCAUCUAUAUACUGCAUGGAAACAGAGGCGUAUAUCACGACCACAAGCAACCGUCUUUCAGAUCUGUUUAUGAUGCCAUACGGAAGUACUCGUUUGGAGCAGACCCCGUGGCGUCUCUGUUGGCUCCCCUGGAGAAGCAACUUUUGAAGACGACUCACACCUACUGCGGGAAAUCCCACACGCUUUUCACCAAGGCGCUGGUGCACAGCCUGGCUAACGUCAACAGGAAGAGCCCACUUGUACGGUGACACAGUCGGCAAUGGAGGCUGGCCUGCCAUUCGUACUGGCUGUGCCGUGUUCACAUUUUAUUCGUUUUUUUGUUUUUUUUUUUAAUCUUGAACUUGUUCUCUUCAACUGUUAUCUCCAACUUUUCAUUGAGUCGCAAUGCAAAAAGAGAACUUUAACUUUCCAUAUUGGAGACAAAUACUGUACAGUGGAAGUAGUGCAUGAUGCAUUUAAGUGCAUUCUUUAAUGUGUUUUUAGAAGUCGUUUGCGUGUUUGAAUGAACAUAGUCGUCCCUCGCAAUAUGGCGUUUUUUUUUUCCGAAAUCAAUUAAUUAAUGAUGGCUGUUUCAUGGUAUAGACCCAAUAGUUAGUCAAAACAUAUUGAAGUACAAGCUUCAAUAUGUAGUAUUCUGGUCACUCUGUGGUAGUAAUGACACAAAACACAGACAUGACCUUGACUACCAUAACCUGAAAUCAUGCCAUGAAAAAAAGUUCUCCUAUCCUGUGUGGAAGUGGUAGUUUUUUGGCUUCUUAAAAAGGAAAACUGCCCUUUUUUUUGGGAUGUUGUAUCCGUAUGCGAUACAUGUAAACACAUCUCCCUUUUCUGUGUGUUCUAAAGAUAUAAAAACAGCUAAAAAGAGGCAGCCCAUUAAUGCAUGUAAUGGGACACACCUAUUCCGCCUAUAAACAUCCAACAAGGUUGGAGCGUGUGACCACAUAGUAACAUGUCACAUUCAUGAUAACAUGUAAUACUUACAGUAUUUUGCUAUAUUUUGGUCAUUUUAAGCAUUAGUGGAACCUCCUUCCCGGGAAAAUAGAUUUCACACGGCAACAUAGAAAGGAACACGUACACCUAAUGUUAACUUGUACACAAACCAAACAAUGCAGCAGUGGAGGUAGCUUCAAUAUGUAGCUUUAACUUUCUGUAGUGGCCUGAAGUGUUGUGAGCGAGUGUGUGGUGAAAGCUAGCCCCGCCGGUCGCUAGCCC